Messenger RNA from Adineta ricciae, 675 nucleotides. The record is from the annotation of a GenBank genome assembly. NCBI's taxonomy places the organism in Eukaryota, Metazoa, Rotifera, Eurotatoria, Adinetida, Adinetidae.
AUGUUCAACGGACCGUACCGGGAAACACCGGGUUCUGUAACCCUUCAAUCAACUGUCCCAAUGGAAUACAGUCGAGCAGUGUUAACAAAUAUUUGGCAUCAGAAACGUGAAGCAGAACCGAAAGAUAAUGAUAUUAAUACACUUCCUAUUCGAAAUAUGCAUAUAUCAACAUACAAACAAUUAGCAACCGAUGGAGAAACGAAGUUACCUAAUCCGACGACGAAAGAUCAACAAGAACAACCAUUUCUUGAACGACCUUGGUACGUUGAACAAGAAUAUCCCCGUAAGAUGAUCGAUCAGGCCAAUGUAAACUUUGCCAAUGCCACAUUAAACGGAUUACUUCAACGAAGUGAUUCACAAGUGACUGGUAAAGUCUUACCACCACGAAAUCCUCCGAUGCAUGGUAGUGGACCAUUAGAAUCAACCUAUCAUGCAGAUUAUUGUCCACCUUAUCCAUACGAAAUGAAAACAGUUGCACAUUCGGAUUAUGCUGACAAAAGCUAUCCGAAAUAUCCCGAUAAAUCCUGGGGACAUCGAAGAAUGAUUUCACAUUUCACCGACCUAGAUCAACCCAAACGAACUGGCAUCAACACAUUUCAUGUUCAACAUGCACAAUAUGAAAAUGAACAGAUGCGCCGCGAAUUAGGUCAUUUUCAACCUUCCCAAAUUCAGUGA